Messenger RNA from Diorhabda carinulata, 1568 nucleotides. RefSeq names its product catalase-like. Gene Ontology annotation, cellular component: mitochondrion; peroxisome; cytoplasm. Gene Ontology annotation, molecular function: catalase activity; heme binding. Gene Ontology annotation, biological process: hydrogen peroxide catabolic process; response to hydrogen peroxide. NCBI's taxonomy places the organism in Eukaryota, Metazoa, Arthropoda, Insecta, Coleoptera, Chrysomelidae. Bases 37 to 1554 code for a protein of 505 amino acids. The transcript is spliced from 7 exons. The record is from RefSeq and is a predicted model, not a curated record.
UUUUAACAAGUGCUGUGAAUAUUCCAAUUUUGAAAAAUGUCAACACCGAAAAGAGACGCUGCUGCAAAUCAAUUAUCAGAAUACGCAAAAGAACACGAGGGCGAUGAAGAAACAAUAACUAACACAUGGGGCGUACCAGUACCUGAAAAAGAUGCUAGUUUGACAGUUGGGUAUCACGGUCCUAUACUACUUCAAGACUACAACUUGAUAGAUGAAAUUGCACAUUUCACAAGAGAACGAAUUCCUGAAAGAGUAGUACAUGCGAAAGGAGCCGGUGCUUUUGGUUAUUUUGAAGUAACUAACGACAUAACCAAGUAUACGGCCGCUAAAGUCUUUUCUGAAAUUGGAAAGAAGACACCUAUAGCUGUAAGGUUUUCGCAGGUUGCUGGAGAAUUAGGUUAUCCGGACACUAUAAGAGAUAUAAGAGGUUUUGCUAUAAAAUUUUAUACUGAGGAUGGUAUAUGGGAUUUGGUUGGAAACAAUGCACCAAUAUUUUUUGUUAAAGAUUGUGCCGUAUUUCCGAGUUUCAUUCAUGUUAUGAAAAGAAAUCCAAAAACUCAUAUGAGACCUGAUUACGAUAUGUUUUGGGAUAUGAUAACAUUGCGACCAGAAUCGACUCAUACUUGCCUUAUGUUCUUUUCGGACAGAGGAAUUCCAGCCAGUUUCAGGAAAAUGCACGGAUUUGGAACAAAUACUUUCGCUUUCGUAAACAAACACGGCAAAUUCUUUUAUUGCAAAUUUCACUACAGAACCGACCAAGGAAUCGAAAAUAUUCAACCUGAAUUAGCACAAAAGUUAGCCGGCGAGGAUCCAGAUUACCACAUUAGAGAUCUUUAUAAUGCCAUCGAAAACGGCGAUUACCCAUCUUGGAAAUUCUACGUACAAAUAAUGACAACUGAACAAGCUGCAAAAAGUCCUUACGAUCCUUUCGAUGAUACCAAAGUAUGGUUGCACUCUGAUUAUCCUUUAAUACCAGUUGGAAGAUUCACUUUAAAUAAAAAUCCAACGAAUUAUUUCGCCGAAGUUGAACAAAUAGGAUUUGACCCUGCACAUUUAAUUCCUGGUAUUGAGCCUUCGCCGGACAGAAUGUUGCAAGGAAGGCUUUUUGCAUAUGGUGACACCCAUCGCUAUCGACUUGGUGUUAAUCACUUACAACUUCCAGUGAAUACUCCAUUUAAAGCUUCCCAUUUUGCUAGAGAUGGUCAAGCAACACUUCAUAGCCAUAACGGAGCACCCAACUAUCAUCCGAAUAGUUUUAAUGGACCAAAGAUUGAUACGAGAGCUAAAGCGUUAAGUCCAAUUAUUCCCCUUCAAGGUGAAGCUAAACGAGUAGACAAUGGAGAUGACGACAAUUUCACCCAAGCUAGACUAUUUUAUCUGAAAGUCAUGAAACCUGAUGAAAGAUCUAGAAUGAUAAACAAUAUGGUUGCAUGGUUGAAGCCAACCAAAGAGGCGAUACAAGAUAGAGCAAUUGCAAUGUUUUCAAAGGUUGAUGAAAGCUUGGGAAGGAAGUUGAAACAUGGAUUAAAGUCUGCAGCGCAUAUUGAUUUAUAGUGUUAAAAUGUACU